AUUUAUUGUUAAAAAAUUUAUGUAGUAACUUUUGAUGAUUCUGGCUAUGGGAAGACAGUAAUAAAGAAUUUAUAAAACCCUACACCUGGUUCAUCAAGUUGCCCAAAGAAAUCCUGGUGCUACACUGUUCUGGGUGGGAGUUUAUCACCUGACCUCACUCAGGCUAUGGUGUGAGCAAUUGAUUCAUGCUUUCUCCAGCUCUCCGAGAUCCCCAGUAGCUGCCGUGUCUGCCAUUUCCUCCUUCGCUUGCUCCAUCUGCUACGAAGAAGAUAACUUCAGGAAUACCAAGGCAUAUAAUUCUAUCAACGAAGUGUGACUGCAGGUCUAUACAAAGCCCUUUUUUUAAAGAGUUUUGACUGUUAAAAAGUCAAGGCAGGAUAGGUAAACACAGUUCACAGCCUCUUCAACUACACAUGUCACAAGAUGAUCGCCGCAAUGUUCAUCCUCCCCUUAUUUGUCAGCGACUGCGCAUUGUAGCAGUAUCUAAAAAUGCAUUCGAAACAUUCAGAUACUUUUUGUUCAAAAUGUGUACUGGGUAUCAGAAUUUUAGGGCACUUAUAUGAAAGUUAUUUUCAAAGUGGGUUCUCGAGUUUUUCAACUCUCAGACAAUUAGCGGAAGUUUGCUUUAUUUUGUUCGAGCCACAGGGCAGUUUGCCAGUUGGGUACCGUCUCUUGUCAGGAUACAAGGAAAAAUUAUCACUCGGCCAGUUUAUCUGCUUAAAAAAAUAACAUACAUUAAUUUGGAGCAGUGACAUUUACAGAGCAUCAUAUAAUAAUAAUGAAUUCUAUCAGGGCUUUUAUUAAUAGGCAUAGGAGAAAGUUAUUUUUCACAGCAGGGAUUUUGGGAACUGGGUAUGCUCUCUAUCGAGUUUACUUUGCCCAGAAGGAGAGGAUGUUGGCAUUGGAGCGGGAGGAGGAAGCUCAAUGCCAAGCAGACGAGCUUGUAGAAAACCGGUUGCGAGAACAUUUCGAAAAUCUCCAAAACAUAUCAGAUUCAGCCUCCCUAGCAUUUGGUUUGGAAAAUCUGGAUAUUCGUCUUUCUGAGGAGUUGGAUUAUACUGAAUUAACUGAAAGACUAAGUCAAGGGAGAGGUCACCUUAGUUCUGAGGAGAAGCUUCAGUUGUGGGAAAGACUCAAAAUUCUAAGUUUUACAAGGACUGCAUGUGCAUUGUGGGCCAUGACGGUGCUCAAUUUAUAUAUAAAAGCUCAGCUUAACAUUUUAGGGAGACACAUCUUCAUUGAGCAAGCCAGAGGGUUUGAAAAUGUAGAAUCAAUGGAUCAGUCUGUCGCACUUUGUCAGCAUAAAUUCAUUGAAUCUGCUGACUAUCUACAUCAGUAUGGUGUCAGUGGUUUGAUCAUUCAGAUGCAAGAGGUGGUUGAAAAUCUUUUGAAAAGCAAGGAUUUAAGGGAGCGUUUUACUUUUGCUGAAUUGUCUGAUACUUUCACAAGAAUAUUGGAGGCUUUUUCAAGCAGAUUGGUGCAUUGGAUAAAUUAUGUAAUUCCAGAAAAUGGAAUACUGAAUGAAGAGCUUUCAGCUAGCAGCUCAAUGUUUGGUGUUUCUCAAUUGCCACGUGCAGUUCUUAGUCCCUUUCAAAGUGAGAGGGCUAAAUUAGAGCAACUGAUGGCAGAGACUCAUUCUGUCCUGUCAAGUGAUGACUUUGGGGUGAUUCUGGAAUUAGCACUGAAGGCUGUUUUGGACAACAUGAUGAAAGAGUUCUAUACCAUCUUCGAGGGCAACACUUCUGGGGGAAUUCCUUUAGCUAAGAUUUUACCUCCAGUGGCUCGUGUAAGUUCUGUCCUCCUGGAGCAUCCUAUCAAAAACAGGUUCAUCAACAUUAUUGGUAAUCUUCCACAGGUGCAAUCAUUUUAUGCUCUUGUUUAUGCAAAUGUUGGAGCAAUGUCAUAGUGAUUAACUUGUUUCAUUACACCCUGUAUAGUAAAAUUUUCAUAUUUACUAUGUAAUUUACUCGUGUUCUUAUAUCUGCUGUAAUGGCACAUUGCAUUUGCUACGAAUUGCAUUCCAAAUUGGAAUAUUGAUUUAGUACAAGCCAUGUGGCCAAGGCUUGCCAAAGUAAUUUUGUAUAGCUUUGAAAAAUAUAAUUUUUGAAGGUUUUUAGAAUGUUGAGGAUCUAAAGACGCUUUUAAAUGUUUUCACUCCUGGACAAAGGGUUAUCGCAUGGUGUAAUGUGAUAUGCUACAGAUUUCCAUUUAAUGGAUUGUAAUAUGCAGAAUUUAUUUGGAGGUGGAAGAUAGAGAUUAUAUAUAGAUCAUUCUGAUGAUGUUUGAUAUUUGUCUU
Messenger RNA from Cryptomeria japonica (Japanese cedar), 2296 nucleotides. Its product is annotated as peroxisome biogenesis protein 3-2. Lineage: Eukaryota; Viridiplantae; Streptophyta; Pinopsida; Cupressales; Cupressaceae. The record is from RefSeq and is a predicted model, not a curated record. The transcript is spliced from 7 exons. Gene Ontology annotation, cellular component: peroxisomal membrane. The coding region runs from base 779 to 1906 and encodes 375 amino acids. Gene Ontology annotation, molecular function: protein-macromolecule adaptor activity. Gene Ontology annotation, biological process: protein import into peroxisome membrane.